AAGUGGGGUAAGUUGACGAAGCGGGUAAAAUGACGAAUGUCGAUAAAAUCAUUAUAACGUAAUAUAUUUCCAUUCGCAUAGGAAGCGCCAUCUCGUUAGUGUACCCUGAAGUAACUCAAAUAGUUUGGAAAGGCUUGGACGGCGUGCUUUUCUGUUAGAACUGAUUUGUGGAUUUCACGUGUGUCGGUAAACAUUUUUCGUACAGUGUUUUUAAGGUUUACAGUGUUCCAAAUUAAGAUGCCUCGAAUAUACCAAAGAAAGACAAACAGACGUGCGUGGGAUGAAAAUGCUAUGAUUGCGGCUGUGCAUGAAGUAUUAGAUGGAAAAUCUUGCAAUGGUGUGGCUUCUCUAUACGACAUCCCAGAACCGACUCUGCGCAGGUAUGUGAAAAAAAUGAAAAAUGAUCUGCAACUACCGAUGCAUGGAGGGAGAUAUUCUACUACGUUUAAUUUAAACCAGAGCCAGGCACUAGUAAAUUAUAUUACCUUGAUCGACAAAAGAGGUUUUGGAUUGACAGCCAUACAACUAAGGAAGUUAGCCUAUGACUUUGCUGAAGAACAAGGAAUAACACAUCGUUUUAACAAGGAACGGAAACUAGCAGGAAAGGAUUGGUUAUCUAAUUUCAUUAAAGAUAAUAAAAUAAGUCUAAGAACUGCUGAGGCCACUUCAGUUGCGCGUUUAAUGUCUUUUAACAAGCCCGCUGUCCAAAAGUUCUUUGACAUUCUACGCGAAGUUCUGGAAAAAUACAAAUUUAGUCCCGACAGAAUCUACAACGCCGACGAAAGUGGCCUGUCGUCUGUUCCGUGCAAACUACCAAAAGUUUUAAGUCCAGUCGGGACUAGAAGAGUAGCUAAAGCUGUUUCGGCCGAACGAGGCAAAAAUACUACUGUUGUGUGCGCAGUUAAUGCAGUUGGCAACUAUGUCCCUCCUUAUUUUAUAUUUGGUCGCAUUCGUAUGAAGGAAGAAUUACUCUAUGGUGCUCCAAUAGGUUCGGAUGGCACUGCACAAAAAAAUGGAUGGAUGUGCACUGAAAUUUUUGUUAAAUACUUACACCAUUUUUCCAAAUAUGCUCAUUCAUCGCCGGAAACCCCUGUUCUUCUUAUGGUAGACAAUCACUCUUCUCACAUAUCUUUACCUGCAAUCAACUAUUGUAGGCAAAAGGGGAUAAUCAUGAUUGGAUUCCCACCACAUACAACACACAGGUUACAACCGCUUGAUGUAUCAUUUUUUGGCCCGCUGAAGUCGUUUUUUAGCCGAGAAUGCGACAAUCAUCUCGUAAAUCACCCUGGGCAGCUAAUUGGGGACAAACAUAUUUGUCAGCUAUUUGGAAAAGCAUAUAAUAGGGCCGCAACGGUAUCAAAUGCUGUGAACGGCUUUAAAAAAUGCGGUCUUCAACCUUUUGACCCUUUUGUAUUUGGCGACGACGAUUUUGUAAUGGCUGAAACAACUGAAAGGGCACCGCAUCAACCACCCGUUUAUCAAAAUUCCGAUAAUGAAUCUGAUGAUGAUAUUCCUCUAAUAAAUUUUGUGAAACCCCAAAAGGAUAUUGAGAAAAAAUCAACAAUAAAUAUGACUUCAAAUUCCCCAACAAGUGAAAUAGUUUCAAGCACACCUCGUCAUUUCGAAAAAGUAACGCAAGUAAAAAGAAAUCUGUUUAGGGCGGAAAAUAAAGAAAAUGAGCCAAUUCCUGGAACGAGUCAAACCGAUAAUAAACUGAAUGAAGUGACACUUCAAAAAAUUCGACCUUUUCCAAAAGCCGAAAGGGGGGGAAAUUGUAAAAGGAAGAAGUUGACAGCUAGUGUAAUAACCAGUACACCCAUUAAAGAACAGUUGGAGGAUAAGGAAUAUCAGAUAAGACAAAGAGAAGAAAAGAAACGAAAAAUUAUAGAAAAAAAAAGUCAAAAAAUCCCUAAGAAGCUAAAAGAAUCAACAAUUGCUUCCAAAAAAGAGAAAGUAAUGCCACUGACCCCUCCCAAGAAAACUAAAGAAUCUAUUUUCUGCCCUGGUUGUGAUGAAUUAUACCAGGAUCCCCCAGUGGAGGACUGGAUUAGUUGCAGCAAUUGCCAGUAUUGGUGGCACGAAGCUUGCAGCAACUACAAUGGUGUAAGUGAGUUCGUUUGUGAUUACUGCUAAAUCCAUUAUGUUAGUCAACUUACCCCAUUAUGUUAGUCAUCUUACCCUUUAGUGGGGGUAAGAUGACAGAUUUGCAGUAUAUUAAAAAACAUGUUUUGUUCAGUUUAAAAUAAUUUGUUUAUUUUUAAAUAUAUGUGUUUUUUAUAGUAAAAUGUGUGUGUUAAUCAAAAUAGAAUACAACACUCUCGUAACUUGAAAAUUUAAAUAAAAAAAUCUAUAUUUUGCUUAACAUCGCCAACUUACCCCACUUU
This is a messenger RNA of Sitophilus oryzae (rice weevil), 2384 nucleotides long. RefSeq lists its product as uncharacterized. Gene Ontology annotation, cellular component: nucleus. Gene Ontology annotation, molecular function: DNA binding. Lineage: Eukaryota; Metazoa; Arthropoda; Insecta; Coleoptera; Curculionidae. The transcript is spliced from 2 exons. The coding region runs from base 238 to 2133 and encodes 631 amino acids. The record is from RefSeq and is a predicted model, not a curated record.